AUGCAGGUCCACGCUGUACCUGAUGCAGAGCGCGCUUUCGACUCGCAAGGGCGAAAACUGCCUUGGGGCCUUGAGUUUGCAGACAACGACUACAAUCAGCGAACACGGAUACCCGAAGAGAAAGGUCCCUUCGGCAAGGCGCGCAAGCGUGGGUCUACACGUGCGAAGACACCGACAGCGAAGUCUGCCGAAGACAGUGCGAAGCUCGACAACCUGCGCGCAAUCGACGACAUCUUUGGGCGCGUGAAGGCCGAAGAAGAGCAGAAACGAUCCCUCUCCGGGCAUCCUGCAGCUGCACUCCCACCCUCAGCAUCUGCGCCGAAUCUGUUAGAAAGUGGUGGCUUACUGGGAACAUCGUUCAAUGGUGGUGCGCCUCCAAACAUAACGGCGAAGGAGCCCAAGGAAGUCAUAUUGUAUGGCUACGGUGCAGAGGUCCAAUGGGCGGCUAUAGACUUCUACGAGAAGGUUUCCAACGGCAUCAUCUACGAAGAAUACGAUCGCGAGCCGUAUAGCCCGAAGUUCAGCUACGCGUUUGGCAUACAGCGCAAUUCACACCUACGUUCGCUUUCGAAGGCAGCACUGUCCCGAGUCAAUCAGUUUGUAGGCGGCGACCACUGGAUUAAAGUUACGUUCGACUCAGCAGAAGCCGCUGAGCGCGCAUGUCACUACUCUCCUCAUAAUAUCCAAGGCUACACUGUCUUCGCUGAAGCUUACAGAGGCACCGGUCCUCAAGGCGGCGAUCGAGCUCUCCACGCCCAGAUUGGCGGCGCGAUCUCUCUCCUCUCCUCCCCGCUGACUGGCGCCUCGAGCACGGUGCCAGAUACAUCAACGACUGCCUCCUCAGCAACGGCGACGACUGGCCCUGCACCAGUCACCCUUCCGCGAUCAAACACCAUGCCCUACUUUCCUAGCGGCUCUUUCCCCAUGGACGACGGGCCGCUCGACCGCGAGCCACCAGCACCAGUCGCCACACGACCAUCGCAAACCCAAACUAUGACUACAUCCGCACAACUCGCGCCCACAUCACGUCGCGCGACGCUCCGCCUGAAAGGCGCAAACGUAAAACCCGCUGUCUUCAUGCCGCAAGAAAAGGCAUUUUUACCAGCCCCACCGCGCUGGCAGCAGACGUUUGGCUCUCUGCCAAUCAUUGGGUGGGUGAUUGGAAGCGGUCAAGGGAUCAUAGGAGAUCAGGUGCCGAGGAAGGAAGACGGGACCUUUGACGCAGAGACAGCCAGUCUGUACUGGCGCAUGUGGUACAGCGUCGACUCUUGUCUUGGGACAGAUUUCUGCGGUGUUAAAGAAUCAGAAUAUGAUGACUGA
Boeremia exigua is the source of this 1320-nucleotide messenger RNA. RefSeq lists its product as uncharacterized. Lineage: Eukaryota; Fungi; Ascomycota; Dothideomycetes; Pleosporales; Didymellaceae. The coding region runs from base 1 to 1320 and encodes 439 amino acids. The transcript has 2 exons. The record is from RefSeq and is a predicted model, not a curated record.